AACGCGCAAAUGUUUGUACUACAGCUGACCUUGUUGGUUUAGUCUUUUGGCUUUUCAAUGCGAUGCCAAAGUGUUCAGAUGGAAAUUCGCAAAACCGUAAGAAUAGACCAUUAAAGAGAUCUUCCCCACGUUGGCGUAGCACGUUUCCUAUUUCAGUAAGCCAGUUACAAAAGAAAAGAGAUGAAUUCUGGGAUACAGCUCCAGCAUUCGAAGGAAGAAUUGAGAUUUGGAAUGCAUUAAAAGUCGUAGCAGAUUUCUGUCAAAAACAGGAUUAUGAUAUGGCUCAGGCAAUAUUAGACGGUGCAUGUAUUACUCUCCCAUCAGGAACAUUGUGUGAUUGUUAUGAUGAACUUGGUGCACGUUAUCAACUCCCACUAUAUGUACUAAGUCAACCAAGUAAUCUUUUACCGGAUCAUUCUACAUCUGAUACACAAAGUGUACAUUCACAACAACAGAAUAAUGCAUCUCCUAUUGUUCUACGGAAUUCUAAUACCAUACAUUAUACAAAUGAUGGUGGUGCUGAAAGUAAUAGUAGUGGGAUUUCAAGGACACAUUCCCAUCACCAAUAUGUUUAUAAUUCUAAUAAUAAUAAUAAUAAUACUAAUACUAAUAAUGAUGAUAAUCAUACAUCAAGUAAUGAUAUAUGUGGAUGUUUAUCUCUAUUCAAUACAAUCUGUCAUAGAAAUAGAAGAAAUAUAAAUCGACAUACAACGAAUUGGUUUCAAUGGAAUUUUAAUCCUUAUCGAUGUGAAGGUAAUCCAUCAUUAUCUGAUAAAAAAGAGUCAAUUAAUCCUAAUUCAUUAUCAUUAUUUUCAUCAUCAUCAUCAUCAUCACCAAUUAGUCAUCUUAAUUUAAGAUUAUCUACUGGUGAACAACAUAAAUUAAAGAUAAUUGAUGAGAAAAUGACAAUUUUACAAGCAAAAUGUUUAUAUGCAUCAAUUUGUGGUUGGCAUGAAUUAAGACAACGUUGGUAUGUAUAUGGUCGUUUAUUAUCAAAUAAACUACAAGUUAAAGAAUGUUAUAUACCGAAAGAUUUUAUUAUUCAAGUUAUUGUACAUUCACCGUAUGAUCCUGAAUGUUCAUGGAAACAAGAGAAGAAUAAACCGACAACUCGUACCAUUACUACAACUACUAGUAGUAGUAGUAGUAGUUGCUGUGCAUCAGAAAUUGUCAUCACCUCAAUUUGAUCAGUACACUCACCUCUUCUUUAUAUAUUUCAAUCAAUAAAUCACUUUAGUUUGUUUUUUCUUAAAGAUGAGAUUUCAUAGACUAACUUGUGAUCCCUCAAUUCUACCCCCUAUCCUCUAUCAUCGCAACUAAACUUGUGUAUAUUUCCUUUGUUAAAGACAAAAGAACUUCCAUCUUAUUUCAAUACCUACUCUUCACUUCUUUGUUAUAUAUAUAUAUAUAUAUAUAUAUAUAUAUAUAUAUAUAUAUAUAUAUAUAUAUAUAUAUUAGGCGAAUUGACAAUGUUCUAUAGUUCAUUAGAUUCUUCUUUGAAUGUGAUUUAAUUUAUGCAUAUGAAUAUUUUAAUUUGAUUAUUUCAACUUGUUGGGUUGUUUUUUUUUGUUCCAUCAUCUUCCCAUUCUCAUCUGUACAAUUCUUCUAUUAGGAUAUGGUAAUUGAAAAUCUACAUUUCGAUAGGAUUCGAACCAACUUCGUGUAGUUCUUGUUUCUCUUUAUAUCUGUGUGUAUAGGUUUGAUUGUAUUUCAAGGAUAGGUUUUAUCCUCUGCAUUUUAAUGUGUAAAGGCAUUAAUUUUAAAUGAAUGUAUUCAAUCAUACUUCUUUGUACUGGUUGUUAUUGAAGAAGUAGAAGACAUCAUCGUCGUAUGUACACAUUUCCCAAUCAUGUACUGGUUGUUUAGCUUAAACAUGUAUACAUAUAUUCAAUAUGUCCUCUCUCACUUUGUUUUCAAGUGAAGUUUUUUUUUUUCUUUCGUUGUCGUUUCUUUAUGAUUUACUGAUAUUUUCCUUUUCUUUUUUCAACAAAGAGAAAGUACUUCCUGCUGAUAAUAUUAUCGUUUUGUUUUGUUUGAAUUUGUACAAUCUCAUAUCUGUGUGUUUUGUACUUUUUUUUCUUCUCCAUUCAAUUUGUUUACAUCGGAGACUUGAAUUUGUUGAUUGAUAUGUAUGUAUUUCUUCUUCAUAUAUUGUGAUAUAUUUUUUAAUUCUCACUGACUAAUAAUUAACUUAAUAUUCUGUUAUGUAUACUGGGUGAUGAUUGAAGGUGUAAUGAAAGUCUGGACCGCGGCUGGAUUCGAACCAUCGAGCUACCGGUCUGGUGCUCUACCAACUUAGCUACGAGAUCCGACUGCUGACCGGAUUUUUAUUUCACUGCAGUCACCAAGGGUUUUUCCCAACUACUAUGUGAAUUCGUGACGCGUUACUACCGCUUGUUUGUAUUCACACUGACUGCUCAGUCAGGACUUCUCAUCCUAAUCCAAACCUAACUGAAUCACAGUGGCGGGGCAUCAUAUUGAUUAUCAUUUGACUAUCUGAGUUGGUAGAGCACCGGGCCGGUAACCCGGUUGUCGCUGAUUCGAAUCCGGCCGCAGUCCAGAUUUGCACCACUCCUUCAAUCAUCAACUGGUAUAAGUACUGGUCUCAGAUACUCAAAUGAUAAUUCUUUUACGUGUCAUGCAACAAAGCUGAUGUGUAUAUAUCGAAUGAGUGCAGGGUUUUUUCG
Molecule: messenger RNA, 2687 nt
Organism: Heterobilharzia americana
Lineage: Eukaryota; Metazoa; Platyhelminthes; Trematoda; Strigeidida; Schistosomatidae
Source: the annotation of a GenBank genome assembly